Rhopilema esculentum is the source of this 1500-nucleotide messenger RNA. RefSeq lists its product as uncharacterized. Lineage: Eukaryota; Metazoa; Cnidaria; Scyphozoa; Rhizostomeae; Rhizostomatidae. The record is from RefSeq and is a predicted model, not a curated record.
CUCACAAAACAACUAUGGCUUUCACGCUAUAUAUAUAAAUAGAUGUUUUGAAAUAUCUCAUUCGUUCUGUGAGUAAUUAACUCUACAGUAUGAUUCAGUGACUUGACUUUGUAUUUUAAUGCCACAUUUAAUUUUCUGUUCUGUUAUUUUUCAAGUUUAUGAUGAAGCAACGCAUCAAAAAGAUUUGAACUUUUUUCUUUGACCUCAAGGCGAAUUCACACCUUGUGUUGGGCAAGAAUAAUUUAAGAACUAUCUUAGAUACACUUAUUAAAAUGGAUGCUUCUUUGUCAAGAAUUGUUCUUGCGAUCAUGUUAGCUGGAAUCAUUGGAUCAAGUCAUUCUAUGUUGCCCAGCACUAAAAAUAUUUUUGCCAGACCCGAAAAGAUCAAAGAACCACUAUCGACCAACAAGUGCAAGGAUUCAAGUGAAAACUGUCCUGCUUGGGCUAAGCUAGAAGAAUGCAAAAGGAAUCCAGGCUGGAUGCUGAUAAACUGCUGCAUUUCAUGCAAAUAUGUUUGUAGCCCUUCUGCGAACAAUUGCACAGAUAAUCAUAGGUAUUGUGGCACUUGGGCACAAAAUGGAGAGUGCCAAAAAAGCAAGUCUUGGAUGCUAGAAAACUGCUGCAGAUCUUGUAAAGCAGUUUGGAGACAAGCUUGGAAUUGCUCCGACAGCAAUCAACAGUGCAGUGAAUGGGCCAGACAAGGUGAAUGCAAGAAGAAUCCAAGAUGGAUGCUCACAAACUGUUGUGAAUCCUGCAAAAAUGCAUCAAAGAUUCGCAGGACUUGUGCAGAUACCAACGUUAAUUGCAAAGAAUGGGCAAAACGGGGAGAGUGUAAAAUAAAUGCCCAAUGGAUGCUGCCAAAUUGUUGCAUAUCUUGCAAAAAAGAAUGGAAGAAAACAAACUACUGCUAUGAUGCAAGUAAAUACUGUGAGGUGUGGGCUCAAAGUGGAGAGUGUAUGAACAAUCGAGAAUGGAUGUUGCAUAACUGCUGUCAAUCUUGCAAGAAAGCUGGGAGUCAAACGCAACGUUGCACUGAUAAACAUAAAUAUUGUCAUCACUGGGCAAAAUGGGGCAAAUGCAGAAAAAGUCACGCAUGGAUGAAAAUUCAAUGCUGCAAAUCUUGUAAAACUGCAUGAUUUGAUUUGACGGGGAACAUCUUUUCAAGAACUCUUCGUUUUGGCUUUUUAUUGUAAUAAUUUGAUCUGUGUCAUGUGAAAUUCUCUUUUUGCAUCAUAGACCUUGGGUAUUUUUUAUAAGAAAUUUUGUACCAUGAAUAAGGCAUGCGAAUAGAGAAAAAAAUAUCGUCUUGUUUUUAACUUCAUUUAUCAUAUAAGAAUGCAUAUCUUAACUCUUCAUUUAUCAAUAGCUGUAUACAACUGUUUGAAACUAUUUGCGCUAAUUAAUCUAAUUUUAGUACGAAAAUGUGAUUAGAUGUAGUCAAUCAUUUUCUUUUUCCUGAUUGAGUCUUUCUGUGAAGCUUCUUGAAUGAACCUGUGAAUU